GGCUUAGGCCUUCGGUCUCCGAUCGUGCACUUUUCCCUCACUGUCUGCUUCUUCGCGGCGAUGAACUUGGCGGUCUGGGACAGCGUACCGUUUGGUCUCAAGUGGGGGUCAUUCUACUUGACAGGUUUUUCCCAGGGAUUAGGACCAGUCUUCCCCGUAAGUUUUCCUACUGAUGCCAGUUUUUAGGACUGACAAGACGUUCUAGACAAUGGUGAAUAAGGUAUGUGCCGGCGAAAGUCUUGAACGAAAGCUCAUCCUUGGAUCAACGAAGUCGAUCGCGCAUGCUUUUAAUGCAUGGAUCCCAUUGAUGACAUACAACACCACAUAUGCUCCAAGAUUCUUGGUGGGAAACUCAGUCACUGUCGGCUUGAUCGUGUGUGCAGCUUGCACGUUAAGUCUCGCCCUCUACUUACAACGACGAGAUGCAGCAGGAAGAAAGACAUUUAUAGUAUGAACAAGAAAAUUGGCCGUGGAUGAAGCGAUGGGAUCGAGCCAGGAAGUAGAACGGGCGGUCGUGUAGAAGCAUUAUUUGUAUGGCGGAAAUAGUACCAUCCAGGACUUGAUUGAUGGUUGUUUGUAGUCAGUAAGAUGGAAAUACUAGUUGGCAAACUGAACAUGGAAUUAAUCAAGCAAUCAAGU
This is a messenger RNA of Aureobasidium subglaciale EXF-2481, 639 nucleotides long. RefSeq lists its product as uncharacterized. Lineage: Eukaryota; Fungi; Ascomycota; Dothideomycetes; Dothideales; Saccotheciaceae. Bases 209 to 454 code for a protein of 81 amino acids. The record is from RefSeq and is a predicted model, not a curated record. The transcript has a single exon.